UUGUUGAGCCAAUCACAAUUACAACUAUCAUUACGUAAAUUUACACUAGUACACAUAUCUAUAUGGGAAUGAGUUCCUUUAAACUAUUAAGUUAUUGCUACUACUAUUCAAUUAUAUAGACAAGUGACUCCAAUGAUUACUAUGCCAUGGAUCUUGGAUCGUCAACAAAGCAUUCGCCAUCUCGUUCACCCUCUCACUCUCCACUGCCACCGUACAGUGGCACACCAAUGCAAGAUGCACCCCUGUACAUGAUGUCAAAACUAAUGAUGAUGAACGGCCAUUCACCUGAUGUUGAAGAGCUGAGGAGAGACGUUAUGGAGAUGAAGGGGUCUAUGAUGCUAUUGAGACAGCAAAUGGAAGGCUUGCAGCAGACAAUAAACAGCCUUCAGUCAGCAAUGAGUGCUCAGCCUCAGACUACGAAUGGUAAUUAUGUGGAUAUGCUCCCAUCAAAAGACUCUAUUGUAUAUAAAAUGUCUUCAAAGGAGGUAUUGCAAAUGCUGGAUAAACUUAACCUGUCCCAAUACAAAGAAAUGUUUGAGAGAGAAGAGGUCGACGGGCAGCUGCUAUCCGAGCUAGAUGAAGACACGCUGAAGAGCGAGUUAGGAAUGACUUCAAAAAUACAUCGAAAGAAACUCUUACUUGUCAUUCAAGGCAAACAAACUUAUCAGCAUUUGGUAGUAGAAACUUAGAGACAGUAACUCUCACAAAUCAUUCAUUUGUCGUACUUAUUAUUUGACCUCCAGUUGUAAAUUUUUUGUCAUUAUUAAAAAAAAUUAA
Molecule: messenger RNA, 777 nt
Organism: Amphimedon queenslandica
Lineage: Eukaryota; Metazoa; Porifera; Demospongiae; Haplosclerida; Niphatidae
Exons: 3
Coding region: 147-689 (180 amino acids)
Molecular function (GO): protein binding
Source: RefSeq, a predicted model, not a curated record